Messenger RNA from Pomacea canaliculata, 5739 nucleotides. RefSeq names its product rab GTPase-binding effector protein 1-like. Gene Ontology annotation, biological process: endocytosis. The transcript has 22 exons. Gene Ontology annotation, molecular function: metal ion binding; growth factor activity; GTPase activator activity. NCBI's taxonomy places the organism in Eukaryota, Metazoa, Mollusca, Gastropoda, Architaenioglossa, Ampullariidae. The record is from RefSeq and is a predicted model, not a curated record. Bases 331 to 2982 code for a protein of 883 amino acids. Gene Ontology annotation, cellular component: intracellular membrane-bounded organelle.
GGCGAUCGGGUUUCGCCAGAGUAUCCAUGCUCUGUGGUGUGGAUACGCCUCCUUGGCCAGUCCAUGGUGCCAGCAGCCUUGUUGAUGCUAGGAAAUGUGAAAUGACACCAUGACGCCUCCAACAUUUCUUCCGCUUCAUCCGAAAAUGAUAUUUCCAGGCUUCAAGAGCAAGUGCAAAAACUAGAAAAGGAAAAAAAAGAACUAGAGGCAGACUUUGGGGUCAAAUUUGCAAAGUUUAAGGAGCUCUUUCUACAAAAGGAAGCGGAACUGAGACAAAAACAUGAUUAUUGGGAACAAAGUCGUGUUGAACUGGAAAAACUGAAGUCAGACAUGGGCAAUGUCAGACAGGAGCUGGAGGAUGUAAAGACAGCUGCUGCCAUGUCGGAACAAGCUAAGCAGGAUGAGAUAGCUUCUGUACGGCAGCAGUAUGAACAGGAGAUUUCCAGCAUGCAGCAGCUGCUUGGGGAGGCUUCUGCAGAGGCUCAGAUGUCAACUGCAGCACAGUAUGAAACAGAGAGGAUGAACCUUGUUAAGCUGAAUGAGAAAUAUGAAGAAGAAAUACAGGAUCUCCGCAACAAGCUUAGUCAAGAAAGGGAAGGAUUUUUGGUGUCAGUGGCUAAGUCUCUGAGGCGUGUUGGGGGAGUCAGUGGUCCAAGUACUUUUAACAUCAGUACAGAACAUGAAAACCUAGAGGACAGCAUGCGCAAGGCUCAGGAAGAUACACAGCUCCUCAAGUCUGUGGUGCUACCACUGGAAGAAGAGAUCAAGACUUUGCGAGAACAGCUGCAGAAAGCUCAGGAACAGCUGCGAGAAUCUGGCAUUCAGUCAGCUGAUGGGAAACCUGAGAAAAAAUCUCCAACACUUGCUGAUCUGGACAACAUUGCAGACCCAAGGGAGAAGGUGGACAAGCUAAUGAAAUACCUUAAAGCUGAAAAAGCAGCACGGAUAGACCUUGAAAUGUAUGUUGCUGUGCUUACAACACAAAAAAAUGUGCUUCAGGAAGACACAGAGAAAGUGAGGAAGGAACUUCAUGAAGUGUGUAGAUUGCUGGAGGAAGAGAAACAGGCCCAUGAAGCUCUGAAACAGACAUGGCAGAUGGCAAAUGACCAGUUCUUAGAGUCACAGCGCCUUAUGAUGAUGGACAUGCGGCGUAUGGAGAGUGUGCUGUCAGCAGAACAACAAAGGCAGAUAGCAGAGCUUCAGCAGAAAGACCAGGAGCGAGAAGCUCAGGAGAAGAAGGUGAAGGAACUUGGGGAGCGUCGGGAGCGACAGGAGCGAGAGCAGGCCGAACGGAGAAAACAGAGUUUCUCACAAUCAGAUCAGGGAUCACAAGAAUCAUCAGAGUACUCCAGAGAUGAAUUAAACUUGUAUGAGAAAUCCAAGAGUCAGUCCAAGAGUUCCUUGACAUCCUCCAAUUCGGAUGAUAUUGGACAUUUUGAUGCUGUGGACGAUGGUGGGAUGCGCCGAUCACAAUCAAGUUCAGAACUGCCUAGCUUAGCAGAAGAAAAGCUUGCGAGCUCGGCAGUUCAUGAGACAAGGUCAUUGAGUGAUGUGGAUGGGAUAAUCGUGAGAAUUAGCCCUGAGAAAGUGCUGACACUGCAGUCGGCAUCCCUCACUGCUGCUCAGACAAAAGCCAUAACAGAUCCAACACCUGAAGUGGAAGCUCGUAAAAACUUACUUGCAGCAGCCAAAGCAAAGUCUGAUCACAUUUCACUAGAAGGCAAGCGACUUGUCAGUGAACGAGAAUGGCACCUUCUUCAAGAAGAGAUCAGGUUAGCUCGUGAGAAGCUGGGUCGCCCAUGUUCCAUGUGCAGUAAUUAUGAGGCCCAGCUUCAGGCUGUUCAGGAAGAUCUUAAGAACACCAAGAAGGAAAGCAAGCGACUUGAGCGCCUUGUGACCCAUGAGCAGCAAGCAGCUGAAAAUGCAUUGAAGUAUCAGAUUCAGCUGGAAGAAGCACUGAAAGUGUCUGCAGAGGAAGCCCAGACAGAGGUGACCAACCUCACGACAAAAGUUACGGAAUGUGAAAAGUACAUAAAUGGCAUCAAAAGCUCCUUCACACAUACACAGUUACAGCUACAAGACCAGCUGAAACUGUUGUCAGAAAAUCGUUUGGAAGUUCAGAAAGAGCUUACUAAGCUCCAAGAUGAGAAUGAUAACUUGUUGGGAAAACAUUCCAAGACUGCCCAGCAACUUCAGAAUGAGGACAUCAACUUGCCCAAUAACCUGGAGGAGAUGCAGCUGCUCUUACUGAAAUAUCGGGAGGAGAUCAUUGCUGCCAAAGUGGCCAAGGAGCACAGUGAAGAGACUCUCAAGAGCGAGCAGGUGUUUUUGAGAUCGCAGUUGCUGUCGGAGCAAGAGGAAAAACAACGAAUGGAAGACACCCUUAGUCAAGAAAUCAGCCUACUGCAAGCCAAAGCUAGUCUCUUGGAUCGCAUGAAGGCAGAUCUGGAAAGAGAGAGCUCACAGCGAGCUGAGUUUGAAACGAAGCUCAGGGAAGCUGAGACCUCACUCAAAAGUAUCCAGGCCAAAUCCAAGCAGUUGAUAGGAGCACUCCAGCAGCGAGUAGAGGAGAGCGAAAAAGCCAAAACUCAGGCAGAGGAGGAUAUUCAAAAGUUACGUGGUAAAAUCCAGUCGCUACAGGUUGAUCUGGACAACAGUGAGGCUGUCCAACGGGACUUUGUCAAGUUGUCUCAAUCUUUGCAGAUUCAGCUGGAGAAGAUCCGACAGGCAGAGACAGAGGUGCGGUGGCAGCAUGAGGACGAUGUGGAGGAUUGCAAUAACUGCAGGCUGAUGUUCUCAGUCACAAAACGCAAGCAUCACUGUCGUCACUGUGGCAGAAUAUUCUGUGCUGACUGCAUCACAAAGUCUGUCAACAGUGGGCCCAUGGGCCGUCCAGCCAAAGUCUGUGAUGUCUGCCAUACAAUUCUUGUCAAAGAUGCAACUCCAUAUUUCAGUCGGGAACCACCAGUGACACCAGACUGACACACCUCUUGCACCUUGGGAUGGUGGCUGCUCUUAUUUUUCAACAGUUUUUAUUGCCUUAUGUUCCAUUUCCCCUCUGCACUUGUUUUACACCUGGUUUGUCUCAUCAGUUUGAGUCCUUUUCAGCCUUGGAGAGGAGGCAACAUCUUUAGAAGAUCUCUAAAGGUCAUAUUUAAAAAAGAGCAUCUUACAUCAUGAAGUCAUGUAAAUGUUCUUGCCAAGAAAGCAUUAUUGCUGUUUCCUAUGGCAUGGAACCCAUGAAACGAUUUUCUGGGUGUCCUGGUGCAGUGUGAAUGUGGAACAGAUUGGCUUGGUCUAGGUGAAUGUGGCAUUGUAGUUCAGAAUUUGAUAAAACGUUAUUUCAUCUCAUGUAAAUUGAAAUUCAUCUAGUUUAGCAGUUUUUUGCUGCUGUACAACUCAAAUGAGCAAUGUUUGCAAACAAGUUACGAGAGAAACUACUAGAGUCCUUAUUGCUGGCGAAUAGCAAAGUCAGGCUUUGCUUAGAUGGCAUGGUUGCAAUGUCAGUGGGUCUUGGCAAGGCAGAAUAAUUAUUGAAGUGUUGUAAAGCGAUGAGCUAAGCAACUUUUAUCAGUGCUGGAGUUCUGUAAGACUGAUGUCCUGGUUUUUCAGGGAUGUGAACUAUCUGGAAUAUAAUAGCAAGAGUACUCAAGAUCUUGCACUACUGUUACCAUAAAAAUGUAGAAAUCUGCACUGAACAUAUCAGUGUGUGCAGAUUAGCAAGUUUUUCUGUUAUCCACUUGGGAAAAUGUGUGUUUGUUUGUGUGUGUGUGAACGCACGUGUGCAAGUACAUGCAUGUGUUUGUGUAUGCAUGUAAGCAUGCAAAUCACACUGAUUGAGAUUUGUAUCUCGGAUUCAAGAAUUUUACGUUUCUUUUUGUCUUUUAAAGUGCUAGUCAUUUUCUUCUAAUGUGAGAAGUCUUUCUUUCCAAGUGUUUCCAAGGUGUCAGUAUAUACUUGAGGUUGUAUUGACAUAUUCUUCCUUGUCCCUUUGUAUCAUUGAGUUUGCAGCUGUUGUUCAAGAAUUAGCAGAUGUUGGUGCUACUCAGACAAUGUGAUUGUGGUUUUUAUUCUGCACCAACACUUUAACAUCAAAUAGCAACAGAUUCAUCAGAGAAGUCUAUAACAUGCAGACUCGACUCCUAUUGACCCAUCUUCUAAAAUCUGUCCCUAAGUUUCUUCACUGAUAUGAAAGGAAAAAGUUGACAGAAAAUAGAAUAUAUAUAUAUUUGUGCCUGUUGUGUUUUGAAUCGUCUUAUCUUUUCAUAGAGUGAUACAUCUCUUUUAGCACAAAUCUGACAUUGUUUAUUUAGCUUAAAUAAAGUAUCAAUUUCACCAAAUAAAUUACUGUGAAGAUAAUCUGCAGGUUGCUGUACUUGAGAAAUGCAACUGUAAAAAUCUGAACCCAAGUAACUUCAUCCAUACAGCCGUGCAGUACCAUUCACUUGCCUCAAUCACUCAAUUGAGUUAAAACCUUAAAACAAGGGAGAAAAACUCAAAUUUCUUCAAAAAUCACUGAAGUUUGACUUGUUUUUGUAUGAUAAGCUGUCAAAUAUAAGUACAUGACCUGUAAUUACCUCCCUUUGAUCAGAUCAUUGUCAUUUUUCAAUGCACAAGAAAGAUGGGCAAAAGCGUGGUCUUGCAAAAUCUGCCCCUUCGGGGGAAAAACAAAUUGAAGAGAUCUGAAGUUGGUGAAAUCUAGGGUGCCUUAGAGGGAGGGGGCAGAAGACUUGUAAAAGUGUGUUUGUUUAUAUCAAUAGGGAAUGUGAUUACACAAAUUGACGAAGUGUUUGCUGUUGGUGUUCCAGACCACUGUGAAUAGGCGGAAGACCUUGUUUGUAGAAAGCGGAACAAGGCAGACCCAUGUUCUUAAAUCAGCAUGUUGACUAGUCAAUAAUCACCGUUGACUAGUGUGCAUUUUUUAUAUUGAUUUCUGAUACUUCAGAAAUGGCUAAUGAGUUCAUACCAGUAAGCAAGCAAACAGCAAACAAGCUAGGGUUGGUGUGUUGGGAGCAUUGUAAUGGGGAUGGGGACUGUAAAGAUAAUCGAAGAAGAUGGAUGCUGUUGAGGGAUAAGGAAAGAAAGAGCUAUAAAGAAACCUACUCAACUUAUGGACUGAGGUGAUCGACAGUUAGCCAAGGACCAGUACAUUUUUCAAGAACAAAAAGUACUUAGACAUAUCCUCUUACAAGCAACAGGGCAUUAUCAAAACGUGAUGAGAAAGAAUACUGUGAAACAAUGGGGACAGAGGCUAUAUAUGUUGCACGGUAGAAGGAGAAAAGGUCUAAUUUUCAUUUGAUAGGCCUGGUAUAAUCAUUCGAAAAUUGCUAAUAGCUGUAAUGAAGGCCUCGAAUGAUUACUCGUGAGGGUUGAUAUUGCUUAUGGCUAUAUGUACACUCAUAUGGUCUAGUUUGGUGAGAAAAAAGAAUGCUAAUGGUUGGCAGAACAGAAACUUUAGUUGCACCAAAAGGAGUGGUUAUUCAAUUAACUGAUGCAUGCCCCACAAGGGUUCAUGUGUAUAAAGACCAUUCUGUGUGUACAUUUUGGUUAAUCUUUAAUAUUAUUUAACUUUUGAAUAUUUGUGAUAGUCUAGUACUGUUCAGUAUUUAAUGAUCCGUAUUGUUUGGUGUUAUAAAAUUUGGGUCCGGCAAAUUGAGGGAACAGUGUAACAGAUACAGUAUGGUGAGACGUUGAUAAGCUGUAUGUAUAUGUCCAGAGUAAAGUUUGCUUCAGCAGUUA